Molecule: messenger RNA, 1467 nt
Organism: Tupaia belangeri chinensis (Chinese tree shrew)
Lineage: Eukaryota; Metazoa; Chordata; Mammalia; Scandentia; Tupaiidae
Gene: GCM1
Product: GCM transcription factor 1
Exons: 5
Coding region: 29-1342 (437 amino acids)
Biological process (GO): gliogenesis; cell differentiation involved in embryonic placenta development; regulation of transcription by RNA polymerase II
Cellular component (GO): nucleus
Molecular function (GO): DNA-binding transcription activator activity, RNA polymerase II-specific; RNA polymerase II cis-regulatory region sequence-specific DNA binding
Source: RefSeq, a predicted model, not a curated record
GAAAAUCUGUGGAUGACCUGAUCUUAUCAUGGAAUCUGACAACUUGGCUGCUGAAGACAAAGAGAGGUUAAACUGGGAUAUUAAUGAUAUAAAACUGCCACAGAAUGUGAAGAAGACCGACUGGUUCCAGGAGUGGCCGGACUCCUACGUGAAGCACAUCUACAGCUCGGAGGACAGGAGCGCCCAGCGGCACCUGAGCAGCUGGGCCAUGCGCAACACCAACAACCACAACUCCCGCAUCCUCAAGAAGUCCUGCCUGGGCGUGGUGGUGUGCAGCCGUGACUGCUCUGCAGAGGAGGGGCGCAAGAUCUACCUGAGACCUGCAAUCUGUGACAAAGCACGACAAAAGCAGCAGAAGAAACGCUGCCCCAACUGCGACGGGCCCCUGAAGCUAAUUCCUUGCCGAGGCCAUGGGGGCUUCCCUGUCACCAACUUCUGGAGGCAUGAAGGACGCUUCAUAUUUUUCCAGUCAAAGGGAGAACAUGACCAUCCCAAGCCAGAAACAAAGCUGGAGGCCGAGGCGAGAAGGGCAAUAAAGAAAGGGCACAGCGCGUCUUCCUCUGUCUCCCUCAAGCUCAAGGAGAGCCCGAAGACCAAGUCUCUUCCAGGUGAAACACAAAGCCAGGGAAGUUUACCUUUAACUUGGUCUUUCCAGGAAGGAGUCCAAUUGCCUGGCAGUUACAGUGGACAUUUAAUAGCUAACGUUCCCCAGCAGAACUUGCUGAAUGAUUGCUUACCCUUCUCCAAGAGUUAUAGUUUGGAGGCACCUGCCAAUCUGACAGACCUGACUUCCACCCUGGAUCCCACGAAGCUCAAUGGAAUAUGCAAAUUGCCCGACAGUAGGAUCUACAGCAGUGGAGACCUACUUCAGCCUUCCGCCUCUGGAAUCUACUCCGAUUAUGACCAUCUGCAAACGUGGAAUAAAAACACGGCUUUGGGGAGAAAUCCUCUUCAUGACAAUUCUUGUCCCAAUUAUACUUUUCCUCUGACCAGAUGGCCUUGUGACUUCUCCCCUCCCCAGAACUGUUUGGAACCCUUUUUACAACAGAUUCCACUGGACCCACCUGCAGCCAAACCUAGUUGUCACCAGUCGUGGCCAAAUCCAGCAGGUGAUCUUUAUGAGGAGAAGGUACCUGUGGACUUCCAAAGCUAUGUUCCUUCCCUCGCCUACCAUGCACCUCAGGAAGACCCAUUUCUCCCUCCCUACACCUCUCAUUAUUCCCACCAGCAACAGCCACUGCCGGGCAAAUGCAGCAAAUGGGAUUUUGAGAAAGAAAUGGCAUGCAUGGGCUUGGAUCAUUGCAACAGUGAGAUGCUUCUAAACCUCUAUCCUUUGAGAUGAUCCAAAUCAUAUAGACACACACAUACACACACACCAAGGAAAAGCAAUUUUAGGAAAUAGGUGAGAGAACCUCCUUAGGAAAUAAUUUUCAAAAUAUAACCACAGAUACAUGGAAUCAGGACAAG